Messenger RNA from Ceratitis capitata (Mediterranean fruit fly), 692 nucleotides. RefSeq names its product peptidoglycan-recognition protein SC2. Gene Ontology annotation, molecular function: zinc ion binding; N-acetylmuramoyl-L-alanine amidase activity; peptidoglycan binding. The transcript has 2 exons. The record is from RefSeq and is a predicted model, not a curated record. NCBI's taxonomy places the organism in Eukaryota, Metazoa, Arthropoda, Insecta, Diptera, Tephritidae. The coding region runs from base 53 to 610 and encodes 185 amino acids. Gene Ontology annotation, biological process: peptidoglycan catabolic process; innate immune response.
CCAUCGAUAAGACAUUAGUUCUGGGUCUCUGGUCAAACCAACCAUCAACAUUAUGUCGUGCAAAUCUUUCCUCACACUCAUCACUGUGCUACUCUGUGCCAACGCCGUCUUCGGUGUGAACAUCAUCUCAAGAGCACAAUGGGGUGGUCGCUCGGCGACUAGUAAAUCUACAUUGGCAACUGGUUUAUCCUACGCCGUUAUUCAUCACACUGCUGGCGUCUACUGCUCCACCCAAGCUGCUUGCUCCCUACAAAUGCGUAAUAUGCAGAAUUAUCACAUGGACUCCUUGGGUUGGGCUGAUAUUGGUUAUAACUUCCUGAUCGGUGGUGAUGGUCAAGUGUACGAGGGUCGCGGUUGGAAUACAUUGGGCGCUCAUGCCACCAACUGGAACUCCAAGUCCGUUGGUAUCUCUUUUAUGGGCAACUACAAUACUAAUGUGCCCACCGCUGCUCAAAUCGCUGCCGCCAAGGCUUUGCUUGCUGAUGCUGUUUCACGUGGUCAAAUCAAAUCUGGUUACAUUCUGUAUGGACAUCGUCAAGUCGGCUCCACUGAGUGCCCCGGUGAUAACUUGUAUGCGGAAAUUAAGAAAUGGGCCAACUGGAGGGCAUAAUUUAAGGAUAAAAAUACACGAUUAAAUAUGAUAUGAAAUGUUGUUAUAAAAAUGAAUGAUUUUCAUUACUCAAACAGUUAAA